GAAACGUCAAAGAAACGUCACCGUUCAAAAUGUUUGUAAUUUAAAACAAUGUAAAUAAAUUCGUAACUAUGAAAUUUACCUCUUACGCCAAAUUAGGAAUAGGUCUAUCGAUAACUUUGAUAAUUUUUUACUUCUAUAUGCUAAAACAGGUCAAUGUUCCUCAAGAAGAACCGAAAAAAGUUGUUAAAACUGCCAGGCAUGAGAUUUUUAAGAGGAGUGAUAUUGUUGUUGCCGUUGUAGCCUGCGGGGAUAGGCUUUAUGAGACUUUAAAUAUGCUUAAAUCCGCCCUAAUGUUUAGCAAACAAAAAUUGAAUUUUGUAGUUAUUGCUGAAGAUAAUUUAGUUGAGAAUUUUAACGAAAAGCUUGGAGAAUGGAAGGCUUUCACAAAUAAUGCCUUUAACUUUAAUGUAAUGCCUUUGACAUUUCCAGAGAAGGAUUCUUAUGAAUGGAGGAAAUUAUUUAAGCCUUGUGCAGCUCAAAGAUUAUUUUUACCUUCUUUGUUAAGUGAUGUAGACUCCAUACUAUACAUGGAUACAGACACAUUAUUUUUAACCCCUGUAGAAACAGUUUGGGAAUAUUUUAGCAAAAUGAAUGCAAGUCAAAUGGCAGCUUUGGCCCCAGAGCAUGAAGAUCCGCAUAUAGGAUGGUACAAUAGAUUUGCAAAACACCCAUAUUAUGGAGAGAUGGGAGUUAACUCUGGGGUUAUGUUGAUGAAUUUAACAAGGAUGAGAGCUUUUCAGUGGGAGACAUAUGUUGUGCCAAUAUACAAAAAAUACAAAUUGAAAAUUACUUGGGGCGAUCAGGAUAUUAUUAAUAUUAUUUUUCAUUAUCAUCCAGAUAAACUUCUUCUAUACACUUGCAGAUAUAAUUACAGACCAGAUCACUGUAUGUAUGUGAGUGUUUGUAAGCCAGCUGAAAAAUUUGGAGUUGCUGUAAUACACGGUUCUAGAGGGUUUUUCCAUUCAGAGAAACAACCGGUUUUUCAGGCCGUUUAUAAAGUUUUUGAAGAAUUUCAACUUGGCGGUGACAUUUACAAGGAUUUCUAUCAACCACUCGAAUUAAGUUUAGAACUUGCCCAAAACAGCAACUGCGGCCACAUGAAUCUUGCAAAUUGGUUUAACAGCGAUGUGGUUCAAAAAGAAACACAUACAGAACAAAACGUCGAUGAUUUUAAAGUAGAUAAAGAUAGCGGUUGGUUUAGGAUAAAAAGAAUUUUUGAAGUAGAUGAAUUCGGCGCUAUUAGUCCUGAAGCAAACUCUAUACUACAAGUAGGAGCUAUGAGUACUUUUGUGGGGGCCAUUUAUGGAGGUACAAUGAGUAGUCGGACAGCUUAUAUGGAUUUUAUGCAAAAUAAUCAAGCCACCGCUUUUAAAGACCACUAUGAGGCCAAAAAAAAAUUACAAGACAAAGUCACAUUAAGUUUUGGAAAAGGGGCUUUUAGAUGGGGCUGGAGGCUUACUUUGUUUAGUACCACAUUUGUUGGUGUUUCAACUGUUAUAUCAGCAUAUAGAGGAAAAAGUGGCAUUUUGGAGUAUGUGUUGGGAGGUGGUGCUAGCGGAGCCCUGUAUAAAUUUAACAUGGGGCCUAGAGGAUGGGUUAUAGGGGGAGGACUAGGAUCAGUAUUAGGUUUGGUAUGUGGUGGGGCAACUAUGGGGCUCUUAAAACUAACAGGUAUGUCAAUGGAAGAGGCUAGAUAUUGGCAGUAUUACUGGAAAGAAAAUAAGGACGAAUAUGUUAGAAAAGGCCUUAGAGAAUAUAUGGAAAGAGAUGAAAUGACAGUUAUAAAGCUUCAUAAUGUUGAAAUUGGGGACAAAGGAAGGGAUAUAUCAGCUAUAGAAACAAAUGAUGUCAAGAAAACCUAAUUGUUUGUUGUUUAUUAUUUUUUUGUGAUAUUAUUU
Molecule: messenger RNA, 1898 nt
Organism: Brassicogethes aeneus
Lineage: Eukaryota; Metazoa; Arthropoda; Insecta; Coleoptera; Nitidulidae
Source: the annotation of a GenBank genome assembly